ACAAGAAAGGAGCGCCUGGCCACUUACAGGACGCUGGACAGUGGUACAAUAACCAGUAUAAAUGUCAGCAGGGAGGGCUGAGGGCGGCCUGGGGAGGACAAAGCACUCUGGAGCCAGAGGAGCCGCCUCCUGAGAUGGAGAAGUUCAAGGCUGCCAUGCUGCUGGGGAGUGUGGGCGAUGCACUCGGCUUCGGGAACGUCUGCAGGGAGAACAGUGCUUCGGGCUCCAUCCAGGAGGAGCUGCAGAAGGUUGGGGGGCUGGACCACCUUGUGCUAUCUCCAGGGAAGUGGCCAGUGAGUGACAACACCAUCAUGCACAUGGUGACUGCUGAGGCCCUCACCACAGACUACUGGUGCCUGGACGACCUAUACCGUGAGAUGGUGAGGUGCUACGUGGAAACUGUCGAGAAGCUUCCAGAGCGCCGACCUGACCCCGCCACUGUGGAGGGCUGCUCACAGCUGAAGCCAGAUAACUACCUGCUGGCCUGGCACACGCCCUUCAGUGAAAAGGGCUCGGGGUUCGGAGCGGCCACCAAAGCCAUGUGCAUUGGCAUGCGGUACUGGAAGCCAGAGCGGCUGGAGACCCUGGUGGAGGUCAGCAUCGAGUGCGGCCGGAUGACCCACAACCAUCCCACAGGCUUCCUCGGGUCCCUGUGCACAGCCCUGUUUGCAUCCUAUGCGGUGCAAGGAAAGCCGCUGGUGCAGUGGGGGAGAGACAUGCUGAGGGCUGUUCCGCUGGCCGAGGAGUACUGCAAGAGGACCAUCCGGCACAUGGCAGAGUACCAGGAGCACUGGUUUUACUUUGAAGCUAAAUGGCAGUUCUAUUUGGAGGAGAGAAAAAUCAGUGAUGACACAGAAAAUAAAGCCUACUUUCCCGACAACUAUGACAACGCAGAGGAGAGGGACAAGAUUUAUAAGAAGUGGAGCUCAGAAGGCCGAGGGGGACGACGGGGCCACGACGCACCCAUGAUUGCCUAUGAUGCCCUCCUUGCAGCAGGGAGCAGCUGGGCUGAGCUGUGCCACCGCGCCAUGUUCCACAGAGGUGAGAGUGGCGCGACAGGAGCAAUCGCUGGCUGCCUAUUUGGGCUGCUGCACGGCCUGGACACCGUCCCCCGGGGCCUGUACCAGGAGCUGGAGCACAGGGCCAGACUGGAGGAGCUGGGCACCGCGCUGCACCGCCUGUCCACAGAGGAGAAGUAACGCGCGUCCGCGGGCCCCCAGAGGGCGCCCUGGGGUCUACACAUACAUACAGGCGUGCACACAUGCAUGUGCACACACACUUGAGCCCCCGCCCAGGGCGAGGGUGUACUGCGCCGCAAUUACACGUUAACCCCCUUCUGAAUACCACGUGCUGUAUAAAGUACAUUGUUUGUCCAGCCAGAAUAUUUUUCCUGACCUCACUGGAGCCUAGAGCUUUUUGAUGUUAUCCUGGCCUUGCUACGCUUGGGUCUGCAAAUAUAGCACUAAGAGUAGUCUCCCGGACGUGGUAUAAGUUACUCUGUGCAGACGAAUGAAUGCCAUUUGCUCACUUACUUGAACACUAACCGCAAUGCCUCUCCUUUCGAGCACCUGCCUCACUCUCUCUGCCUCCCUGAUGUGGGUCUGAAUGGCUGGGACACCUGCAGCCUCCUAGUGCUUUAAGGGGUGGCUGUCCUCACCGUCAGGGGACGCCCAUGCCAGGUGCCACCGGGAAGCCAGAGGCUGUGCAUUUUGUCUCACCAGCCUUCAGAACAGCUCCCUGAGAAGGCCAGGAGCAAAGGUUUCCUGCUGCCGCCUGCCUGGUCCCCUUGGUCCUCUUGUCACGCCACCCUGGGGUGGCCUGCAGUGGGGUGGGCCCAAUGGGGCUGACUGCCUAACGGCUUUGGGCACAUCUGCUGCACUGGGCAUGGCCAGCCAGCCUGUGGGUGUAGCUCAGAGCCGUGGGCAGGCGAUAGCAUGGCCUGGCUGAUGGUGUGAACAAGGCCAGGCUUCCCCUCUCUCAGGCCCAGCUUCUGGCACAGCUGUGGGCGGCACAGUGAGGGCACCACCCCCCAGGUUGUCAUCUUGGGUUCUGAUCGGCCCUGUCCUCUCCCCAUCUUAGUUGUGGCUCAGAGCGGAUCAGGCAAUGACCUGUUUUCAGCCAGAACCGGGAAAGCAAAGGCUGCACGCAUAAUCCAGAAGAGUGGCCUUUUAGGAGAAGAGUCCCGCUGGGUGUGCUGGGCACACAUAGGCCUUCAUGGUGCCCCAGCUCUGGUGAGAAGCUGCAGGGGCCUCCCUCCUCAGCCCCUUCUUCCCAGCCUUGUCCAGCUCUGCCGCCUCCCUGAAACGGCUACCCACACUCAGUGUUCGAUGGACCAUGGUUUCCUGUCUUUGGCACUGGGGACUGAGUCCAGGGUGCUUUACCACUGGACACACCCUCACUCUUUUUCUAUUUUUUUAUGCUCAGACAGGGUCUCCCCAAGUUGUCAGAGCCUCAAACUUGUGAUUCUCCUGCCUCAGCUUCCUGCGUAGCUGGGACUGCAUGCACUGCACCUGGCUUGUUUCCAUUUCUUAACAUUUAAUCCUCUGUUCUUUAUGGUUACUUUCAAUGUACUUUCUCACUUCUUCUGAAAAGAAAUCAAUCUGCCAACAGCACAGUGAUGCUAUAUUGCUGGGACGUGGGUUUGUUUUGCUUUGAGAUUUCUGACAUUGUGAUGCAUCCUGUGUUAUUGUGCUCUGUAGUUUCAUUGGUGGAAUUCUUUCUCUGAGACCUAA
Chinchilla lanigera (long-tailed chinchilla) is the source of this 2732-nucleotide messenger RNA. RefSeq names its product ADP-ribosylhydrolase like 1 (gene Adprhl1). Gene Ontology annotation, molecular function: magnesium ion binding; ADP-ribosylarginine-[protein] hydrolase activity. Gene Ontology annotation, biological process: protein de-ADP-ribosylation. Lineage: Eukaryota; Metazoa; Chordata; Mammalia; Rodentia; Chinchillidae. Bases 135 to 1199 code for a protein of 354 amino acids. The record is from RefSeq and is a predicted model, not a curated record. The transcript has 7 exons.